This is a messenger RNA of Halteromyces radiatus, 987 nucleotides long. RefSeq lists its product as uncharacterized. Bases 137 to 640 code for a protein of 167 amino acids. The transcript has 2 exons. NCBI's taxonomy places the organism in Eukaryota, Fungi, Mucoromycota, Mucoromycetes, Mucorales, Cunninghamellaceae. The record is from RefSeq and is a predicted model, not a curated record.
CUCUUUUCUCAUACGUGUGCUUGCGUAAUCAAGUACUGGUUCUCACUAUAAACCUUUUAAACAAUCAAACAUUCCACUUACUUUUUUUAUUUUGGACCCAACAACCAAAAAAUCUGUCAAGAAUAUAUAUAUAUAUAUGUAUAUCAGUCUCUGUACAAGAGUGGGAAAUGAAGUAACUGACGAAAGACCUCUCUUCAGUGAUGGAAUCUCUUAUCCUAGUACAAAUGAUGAUAACACUUCAGCAAAAUCGUCUGUCAGUCCCUUGGAUGGAAUGCAAGAAUCUAAUGUUUUGAAUAUCAACAAGCACCCGUUUUUCACUCCAAUGAAACCCUUCGUAUGCUCUACUGAAGAUAUGAUACAACUCCUUCAAUUAACCACGCCUUCUUACCUAUACCAACUGUCAAUAAUAAAAGAUAAGCAACAAGCCCUCGUCAAAGAAGAAAAGGAAAACAUGCUGCCUCUUGUCAUCAAUAUUCUUCGUAAUCACAGUGAACAACCUAUGGACCAAUAUACCCUACAACAGUACUUGAAAGAGAGAAGUUGUUUUCUACACCAUCUUCUUGGAGAAUUAAUGCCUGCAGCGACCAAACAAUCUUUCAUCAAAAAAGUCAAGCGUAAUGACACUUGGAUCAAGAGUUAAAUGGAGACCAUUUCUGUUAGGGGCGUGAGUUGUCAAGAGAAAAAAACAAAAAAAAAACAAAACACAAGUACAAGUUUCAAGAAUUUUUUAUUUCUGGGGAUGUGAUGGAUGCUUGGUGGGAUGAAUUAGAAGGUGUGGAACAAGGACAUUAGUUACAGUUUAAAGUCCUUUUUCAUUUUGUUUUCAAAAUUCGUUUGUUUUCAAAAUUCGUUUGUAAAAUUCAAUUUUGUUAUCAAAUUUUUUAGUAUAAAUACUCUACCUUUUCCAUGUUUGCUUUCUUUAGUCAAUUUAUAUUAUAUUUUUUAAAUAAAAAACUUUCUUCUCAUCCCAUCUCAAUUGUAUUUGUG